Erythranthe guttata (spotted monkey flower) is the source of this 1160-nucleotide messenger RNA. Lineage: Eukaryota; Viridiplantae; Streptophyta; Magnoliopsida; Lamiales; Phrymaceae. The record is from RefSeq and is a predicted model, not a curated record.
AAAAAAAAAAACAUUUCAUUCCACCGCUCCAACACUCGCCGCCGGAUGUCACCGCAGCUCCAACCCUCGCCGCCGCCGGACGCCGCCGCCAAACACCGCCGAACACCGCCGAACGUCGCCGAACACCGCCGCCGCUGAAUCCAUUGUUAUCAAGCCGCCGCCGUCUUUGUUGUACAAUGGAAGAACCACGUGAACCUCGUAUACCUCCGACUGUCUCGAACCGUAAGAAGAGGAAGGAAUUAUCCGAUUGAGGCAAGGGCAAGGCAAUCACGACCAAGAAAAAGACCACGACCAAGAAGAAGUUUGGAGAGGGUUCUUCCUCAAUGAAUCCGGUGCCAGCUCUACCUUCGACUAUAGAAGUUGGUGAUUCGAGCAACGAACCGGUCCGAGGUCCCGAGAUACCGGAAUUGUACACAAAUUUUGAUAAGCACAUUGCUUAUCAUAUUGUGAACGAAGGGCCAGAGCGCGGCUCAGAAUUUCGAAUUCGAAAUCACACAGGAACUUUGAAAGGCUGGGUGCCGACGCCGUUUAUUACAGAGGCAGUACAAAGAGCUGGAUUAAUGUUAGUUGUAGAAGCAUCGUACAACACUGUGGACGACCAUCUACUUAGAGCCUUCAUAGAGAGAUCGCAGCCAGCUACCAACACAUUUCAUUUACCUGUUGGAGAGAUGACCAUCACACUUGAUGAUGUGAGUACGUUGGUCGGUUUGCCAGUUGUUGGACGUACCGUAUCUUGCGAGCGUUUGAUCGGUGAUUCUAAAACGAAGCCCAGUAGUUUGAUGUUCGAAAUGCUAGGUGAGUACCCGGACGAUGUAGACAAGAAGAAAGCGGUGAAGAUGGAAUGGUUGAAGACUAUAUUUAGCGAGGUGACCACGAGAGAUAGUGCUGAUAAGAGGACAUACGCCAUUCGGGCGUAUUUGUUAUUUUUGCUCUCGUGUACUAUACUGUGCGACAAGACAGGCAACAUGGUAAGCGUGGAGUAUCUAAAUCUCGUCUCUGAUUUGGAUCGGAUCGGCGAGUAUGCUUGGGGAACUGCAUGUCUUUGCCGGUUGUACGAUGAGCUUUCGUCAGCCUCACAAAAAUCAACGAACUCGAUGGCUGGCUGGCUGACGCCUAUCAAUCACUGUAUAUUAAAUCUCGAUCUGUUACAAUGCAAUUAG